This is a messenger RNA of Paramecium octaurelia, 1286 nucleotides long. The record is from the annotation of a GenBank genome assembly. NCBI's taxonomy places the organism in Eukaryota, Ciliophora, Oligohymenophorea, Peniculida, Parameciidae.
AUGGGAAUUCAUUAACUUAUGCAAUUUCUGAAGGAAAAAGCACCAAAUUGUUUUAGGACUUUGAUGCUUGACUAUUUUGCAGGCAGGUAAUGACAAUCUUUUACAAUAUAGAACUAUCGGUUGUGAUGCGUCUAUGGCUAUGUAUUAGUUUUUAAUUUAAACACAAUCUGCAGGAUAAACAUAAAUUAUAGAGUUGACAGAUAAGGAUGGUAAUAGAACUGGACAUCUAGUUGGGUUAUUUAAUAGAACAUUGCAAUUUCUUGAGAAUGGAAUCAAACCUGUUUGGGUAUUUGAUGGAAAACCACCUUUAUUAAAAAGUGGUGAGUUGGCAAGAAGAAAGAAAUUAAAGGAGGAGGCUUAAGUUAAAACUGAAUUGGCUCUUGAAUAGGGUGAUAUGCAAUAGGCAUUGCUUCAACAUCAAAGGACCACAACUAUAUCUAGUGUCAUGAAGGAAGAUGCAAUAAAAAUGCUCUAAUUAAUGGGAUGUCCUGUUAUUAUAGCACCAUGUGAAGCAGAAGCCUAAUGUGCCGAAUUGUGUAGAGCAGGAAAAAUAUAUGCUACAGCAACUGAGGAUAUGGAUGCUUUGACAUUCAGAACACCAGUGUUGUUAAGAGGAUUCAAUACAAAGAAGGAACCCAUUUAUGAAAUCAUUUAUGAUGAUAUGAUGAAAGAGUUAGAUAUAACAUACGAGUAGUUUGUAGAUCUAUGCAUUUUAGUAAAUAUUCUUUUAUUAAUUUUUAGUGUGGGUGCGAUUAUACUGAAAAGAUUGAAGGCAUUGGUCCUGGAACUGCUUUUAAAUUAAUAAAAGAAUUCAAAAACAUAGAAGGAAUUUUGGAGCAUGUUUAAAAAGUCAAUGCAGAAAGAGAAAAAAAUAAGUAAAAUCCAAAAUAUACAGUACCAACAAAAUUCCUGUAUUAAGAUAGUCGAGAAUUAUUUAUAACCCCAUUAGUUUAAAAGGGAGAUGAAAUUUAGGUAAAAUUUUUGAUUUACUUUAAUUAUAGUUAACUUGGAACAAACCAGAUGUUGAAAAUCUAAAAAAGUUUCUAAUUGAAGAGAAAGGGUUUGCAGAAUCAAGAAUCGAUAAUGGACUCAAAAGGAUUGCCAAAAAGGAUACUACGGGUUUCUAAAGUAGAUUGGAGAAUUUCUUUGGUAAAACUACAAAAAUUAUUCACCCAAACAACAGCAAAGCAAAAGGAAAACCAAAUAAAAAGAAUGAACCAACUUAAAAAUCUGGUGGAAAGAAAAAAAUGUGAUAUAUAUUUUUUAUUUCUUCAUUUGUAAUCAUA